AUGCCCAAAACCAGUCUGGAAUUCGAGUGUGGUCAUAUGCUGCUGAGCUUAAGCCGUGGCAAGGAGGAUUUCUUGAGAAAGACUGUGGAAUCUUUUGCCAACACAAGGGGUUUACUGACAUUGUUUGAAAGCCUCUUUGGGAAGGGAGCUUCUCGAGAGAGUUCUUUCCUUGGCACAGAGGAGAUGGGCAAUGUCAGUACACGAGCACCAAUGCAGGCAGAACUUACUAAAUACGAUAUUGGUGCUGUUCGAAUGCACAACGGCAGUCUCCAGCACCUUGUGUGGCUUGGUUUGCAGUGGAACUCUGUGUCAGUCUUACCCCCAGUGCGGCAACUGUUAAAGCAGCUUUUUCACUUGCCCCAAGAAACAUCAAGGCUUGAGACAGAUGCUCCUGAAUCCCUUUGCCUGUUGGACCUUGAAGUAUUCCUACUCGGGAUGGUAUUCACUUGCAACUUAGAACUGCAAGAGAAGUUUAAUACUCGUGAUGAAACACAUCAGCCGCCUUUCUUACCAUUGCUGCUGUGCAAACAGUACUCUACUGAGAAGCAAAGAUCCUGGUGGGAUGCUGUUCGUGCUCUUAUGCAGAAAAAAACAACGCCAGAAUCAGUGACAAAACUGAAGUUUCUUGUCCAGCAUGGAUUAAGUACUCUGCGAGCGCUGGAGAAGCACGGCCUUCAGCCUGCCUUUAUUAUACACUGGGCAAGAAGCCUGCAAAAUACAGGCGCUAGCCUGAAAUUCUUCUGUGACCAGAAGGAAUACAUUGGAAGAAGUGUCUACUACUGGAAGAAAAUCCUGAUUAGUUUGGAAACCAUCAAAAAGAACAAAAAUAUUCCUGAACCGACUGAUCCUCUCUUCAAACAUUUCCACAGUGUGGACAUUCAGGUCUUUCAGGUUGCAGCCUAUGAAGAAGAGGCACGUAUAGCAUUUGCGGUGCUGGCUGCAGUUGAAGGCAAAACUGAUGAUGCCUUCCUAGCAUUUGAGGCUAUCAAGAAUGUGGUUUCAUACUGGAAUCUUGCCGAGCUUUGCCAAAGAAAGGCAGAGGAGAUGGUGAGUGGUGAUGUUUUGCCAGAAGAACAAGGAGAACACAAAGCCUACCUUCUCAAAAGAAAGCAGUACCUAACGAAGAUCAUUGAUGAGUUCUCCUCAGAUCUGUCAGUAGCUGACAAAUGGGCAGAAGAUGCCCGGUCUUUACUUCAGAUGCUCUGUCAGCAAGUGGACGCUUUAAAGGUAAACAACUUUGUCACUACAUGCAAUGCAGAGCAGUUGAUCUUUUUGUUACGGUAG
Molecule: messenger RNA, 1284 nt
Organism: Meleagris gallopavo (turkey)
Lineage: Eukaryota; Metazoa; Chordata; Aves; Galliformes; Phasianidae
Source: RefSeq, a predicted model, not a curated record